Aphanomyces astaci is the source of this 2070-nucleotide messenger RNA. RefSeq names its product TKL protein kinase. The record is from RefSeq and is a predicted model, not a curated record. Gene Ontology annotation, molecular function: ATP binding; protein tyrosine kinase activity. Gene Ontology annotation, biological process: protein phosphorylation. The transcript is spliced from 11 exons. The coding region runs from base 33 to 2036 and encodes 667 amino acids. Lineage: Eukaryota; Oomycota; Saprolegniomycetes; Saprolegniales; Verrucalvaceae.
GAAAUCCACCCACUAUUUGCGCUACCGCCGCCAUGUCUACCGAGUCCAAUCGAAGCGCCUCUCCCGCGCCUACCGCCGUCAUGAAGAUCACGACACCAGCACCUCCUUCCUCUUCGUGUCCUUACAUGGACGCAAAGGGCGGUAGCAGCAUCCUCGUUUCCGACCCUUCGGUCUGCGCGACAACAGCUGCCGCCUCAUGUGAAGUCAGCCGGAUGACAUGCGAAGUGCUUCGGUCGUUCUCCGCAGACGUGACGGGUUUCAUCAACAUCACUGCCGUGGGGAACAUGGCCAACUACAAGAACAGCUACCUGGCCUUGACCAACGCUGCAACGCUGGACCUUGGUCAGUUCCAAGUACCCGAGGCGGUCGAAUACCUGAACAUCGAGAACAUCACCGCCCUGGACUUGUCCCAGCUCCCGACGCCGUUGCCGCCGACUGUGACCACUCUGCGCAUUGUCAACUGUAAUCUGAAGGCUAUUCCUUCGUCGUUUUCAUGGCCAUCCAACCUCAAUCGAGUUGGUUUGGAUUCCAACCAAUUAGACGCCAUACCUCCGAAUUUGCCUGCGGGUAUCCAGCUGCUCGCGUUCCGCCACAACUACCUGAGCGAUUUCAAGUCACUUCCGCCAGGCCUCGGUGGCAUCAAUGCUAUAAACAACUCAAUUCAAGCGCUGACAUCGCUCGACUUGCGCGACCUGACAUACCUCGAAUUGGGGCGCAACCCGUUGACCACGGUGGCGUUUGUCCAGCUCUCCAAAUCGCGGCUCACGUACUUCGGUCUGUCCAAUAUGAUGGUAGUAGUGUCCAAUAUCACGUUGGACACGUCAUCAUUCCAAGCCCUUCGGAAUCUGCCGCGUUUUCACUUAGUUAACGGCAAACCUUACGGUUACCGCGUCUCGAACACGACAGUAACUGUUAACCGCACUGCAUGCCAGCUACUACAUGGCACAGUGAAGUACCCGUGGGCACAUGGAAAUGCUGGCGACUUUCCCGUGUGUGUGGUUCCCAAUAACGUGUACCAUGGGUUGCCGUGGAGUGGGACGAGUUUGUUGUGGGUGGGAUGUAUCAUGGUGGGAACUGUCCUGGUCGUGUUGGCCUGGAUGGGGCAAAAAUCGUCCCAACGGCGCCGGCGUCGACGGGGAUAUUUCCCCCUCCACCAUCCCAAUCCACAACCCCCAGUCGUACUUUCUAAAUUGCGCCCGUUUCAAUUGGCGUCUGCUGACGUUAUCAAAACUUCCAAGUACCCCGUCAUUGUAGCCCACAAUAACGAGUAUCAUAUGGACAUUUGGAGCGGCACCUUUCACGGCACCAAAGUUUCGAUCAAAUCCAUCAAAAUGGCUGCCGAAUCCCCCGACUCAACCGACGCCCAAAUCACUGCCUUUAUCGACCAAGUCACAUUGCUCGCUACGUUGCGCCACGCCCACCUUGUCGCAUUCAUCGGGGUCUCGUGGGCUCAAAACGCUGUCGCAGAUUUCGAGCUCGUCGUCGAGUUUAUGGACACGGGCGACCUCCGAGCAUUCCUGGCCACCCAUUCGCCCGCCACGUACCUCUGGCCAGAAAAGUGCGACGUCGUGCGGGGCAUUCUGCACGGCUUGGCCUAUUUGCAUACGAUUCCGCAUGUCCACGGCCAUCUCAAGUCGAAAAAUGUCCUCCUGGACUCGAAAAAAGGCACAAAAUUGGCUGUUUUGGGCGUAAAACCGGUCGAUUUUGCAGCAUCUGCGAUGUGGUUUCAAUGGGCGGCCCCCGAGCGCCUCGCGGGACAGCCGGUUGAUACCGCCGCAGACGUGUAUUCAUUUGGAGUGAUCUUGUGGGAAUUGUGCACACACAUGCUCCCGUAUGCAGAUAAAAUGAACCGAAAACGGCCGAGUCCCCAAUCGAUCAUGACCCAAAUCAUCGCAGGCACGUUAAAGCCGUCGUUCCACGCGGCGCCGCCGUUUCCAUCCUGGGUCCAAGACAUGGCAACGAAGUGCCUUGCAUUCGACCCAGCCCAACGCCCCACGGCGGCGGAGUUGGUCCAAACUCUUAAUAGCCACAUAUAAUACAACAAAAAUACAAUUAACCCCGAAACCCCGA